AUGAUCAGUGUGCCGAAAAGCCGUAUUUAUCGUUUAAUUCGUGAAGGUCAAGUGCGCGUCAAUAAAAAGCGUAUAAAAGCAGAAACUAAGCUGGCGAUUGGCGAUCAAAUCCGUGUUGCACCUAUUCGCUUUGAGCAAAAAGACGAAACUGAUGCACCUGUAUCCGAUAAGGUUGCACAAAGCUUACUCAGCCGUGUGGUGUAUGAGGAUGAAGGUUUAUUGGUGGUCAACAAGCCGUCUGGAAUUGCCGUACAUGGUGGAAGCGGUGUGGCUUACGGCUUAAUUGAAGGUUUACGCGCGGCAACAGGUAAAAAAUAUUUGGAAUUGAUUCAUCGUAUUGACCGUGAUACUUCGGGUCUGGUGAUGGUGAGUAAAAAACGCAGCACAUUGAAGGCGCUACAAGACAUGUUGCGUGAGCAUAAAAUUAAAAAAACCUAUGCUGCGAUUGUUAAAGGUCAAGUGAGUUUAGACCAACAGUUGAUUAAUCAACCUUUAUUGCGCUAUGAACUGUCCAAUGGUGAACGUCGCGUACGUGUCUCAGAAGAAGGUAAAGAAUCUAAGACACAAUGGAAAGUCGCUGAGCGCUUUAUGCAUGCGACACUGGUCUAUGCUUCCCCACUGUCGGGUCGUACCCAUCAAAUUCGUGUACAUGGUUUAAGUAUUGGUCAUCCUUUAGUGGGCGACGAUAAGUAUGGUCAUGAAACAGAGUAUCGUGGACCAAAAGCUCGUCGAUUGAGUCUACAUGCAAUGCGCCUUGAAAUUCCUGGUUAUCCUGUGAUCGAAGCGCCUUUACCUGAAGAUAUGCAAAGCUUGGUUGCACAGCUAAGAGCACAAAAGAAAGAUUGA
Messenger RNA from Oppiella nova, 846 nucleotides. Lineage: Eukaryota; Metazoa; Arthropoda; Arachnida; Sarcoptiformes; Oppiidae. The record is from the annotation of a GenBank genome assembly.